Messenger RNA from Colossoma macropomum (tambaqui), 4581 nucleotides. Its product is annotated as SUN domain-containing ossification factor-like. Lineage: Eukaryota; Metazoa; Chordata; Actinopteri; Characiformes; Serrasalmidae. Gene Ontology annotation, biological process: regulation of bone remodeling; protein folding in endoplasmic reticulum. The record is from RefSeq and is a predicted model, not a curated record. Gene Ontology annotation, cellular component: membrane; cytoplasm.
CGCUCGGCUGGGGCUGCGCGGCGCUUUCACUUGUCACUUGUCCACGUAACCAGCCAAACCUCGCUCCUCUGACAAACUUACCUGGAGAUACAGAGACCCGGAGAGGAGGAAAACACACAGAAUACCAGCAGCUUAGCUUAAAAACUGUCAGGGCGCCGCUUUUUGGGCUGUAGCUUACCUGUCGAGAUUCAUAUUUCCGGAUAAACGAAACAGCAGCAGCAAUGUUGUUGCUUUCCGCUUUUGGUCGAUAAUGAAGAGGCUCGAGUUUACACUGCUUUGUCUCAGCGUAAUAUUGCUGUGUUACUGGCACCCUGUUCAACAUGGCCUUUGCUCGGAGCAGAAUAAACCUGACCCACAGAGUCAGCCACCGACCACACAGGACAUCACAGAGCAGCAGGAUGAAUCCAAAGAGAAGAAGACAAAUGACCAGGUCUCUGUGGAUCCACCAGACCUUCAGACUACAGAACACAGCACAGAGACAGACGUAGGUCCAGUAGAUGAACUACAGAAGCAGGAAACUGGGCUAAAGGAGGAAAAUGAAAAGGAUUUGCAGGUGGAUGGGACCACAGCAGAGUCUGUUUUGACUCCAGAGUCUUCAGAAUCUUCCGUUCCUCAAGAGCAGACCACCGACCUCUCCCCUGUCCCUGCUGAGUCUGUAACUGCUCCUCAGUCUGCCCCCGUCUUUGAGGGACUGUCCUCCACUACCACUGCCUUACCUGGACCAGCUCCCUGCAGUGGUGGCGAUGACUCCUGCAACUCUGCUUCCAUCACUGCUGUCUCUACCACGGCUGCCUGUGAGGCAGGAGUCAGUCCUCCGUAUGAUGGGGACGUUACCAGGAGUACCAAGGUUAGUUUAGACCAAGCAAAGGAGCAAGGAAUUAACGCUUCCAGGGUGCUGAAAGAUCUGCAGAACGUUCCACCCAGAGAAACAGAUCCAUCAGUUACCGGCAAAGACCAAGAAGACAUUCCUACUUUUGAUGAGUGGAAGAAGAUAAUGUUGGAGGUGGAGAAUGAAAAAAGUCAAACCACGCACACGUCCUGUAAUGGGGGUUCCGGCACUGUUAAGAAAGUGCAGAAAACUACAAACUAUGCCUCAGUGGAAUGUGGAGCUAAGAUUCUGUCCUCUAAUCCUGAGGCAAAGAGCACUUCGGCCAUCCUGAUGGAGAACAUGGACAUGUACAUGCUGAAUCCCUGCAGCAACAAGAUAUGGUUUAUCAUUGAGUUGUGUCAGCCCAUUCAGGUGAAGCAGCUGGACAUUGCCAAUUUUGAGCUCUUUUCCUCGACCCCCAAAGACUUCCUGGUCUCAAUCAGUGACAGAUAUCCAACCAACAAGUGGGCCAAGCUUGGGACGUUUCAUGCUCGUGAUGAACGAACAGUUCAGAGUUUUCCACUGGACGAGCAUUUAUACGCUAAAUAUGUGAAGAUGUUCACCAAGUACAUAAAGGUGGAGCUGCUGUCACACCAUGGGUCCGAGCACUUCUGUCCUCUCAGCCUGAUUAGGGUUUUUGGGACGAGUAUGAUGGAGGAGUAUGAACUAAAUUCAGAGCCCUCUGAAAGACUCAACUUUGAAGAUGAGGACUAUGAUUACCCUCCUGGAUAUCUGCCAUCAGAUGACAAAUCUUCAAAGAAUCUGAUUGGGUCUGCCAAGGAUGUUAUUCUUAAUAUGGUGAACAACAUUGCUGCCAACGUGUUGGGUGGAAAUCCAGAAGAUGCAGCUAGGAGUGGAGGCAACUAUUCCUCCCUGAAUCUGAAUUUAACAGAAACAUUAGGAACUCCUCAGACAGUUCCCCCAACCACCUCCUAUGUUAUGUCGGAGACUUUAGAGCAGGACCAGCGUGACUUGAGUGAGAUCACAGAGACAGUUUCCAUCACACAAGACACAAGAGAUGCAGACCAGACAGUACCUGAACCCACAGCCUCACUCUCAGAGGCUCCCUCAGCAACGCUGCCUGUUCCCGAGUCCCUCACCCCAACUCCCCCUGAUGAAGAACAGAUCGUCACUCUGUUGCCCAAGGAGGAGGAGGACUCAGAUGAACUUGGCCAAUCAGAACAGUCAUCCAGCUCCAUACCACAGGAAGAGGAGCAGAGAGUGAAGUCCGAACAGGAUCAGCAGUACUCAGGAGUUCAAGAGAGUAACAGCUGCUGUGCGCUGGCUCCUGAUUCCUACUCUUGCGUUGUUUCUCUUAAAGAGCACCUCCUGCAGAGGUGCUUUCCACCACCAACUCUCCAGAAGAAGAAAAUAAAGACAAAAAGUAAGAUUUCAAAAGAUUUGCAAUCUCAAGUUAGCGCACAUUCACAGGAAACUCAUGCUAAAGUUCCAGUCCUGAUCACAUCGUCUGUGACACAGGCGCUCCCCACUUUGACAGUGGAGACGCCUUCCACCCCAGAAGAUUCCACCACAGAAGUGUUCGUAUCUUCUUUCCACGAAAGUGAAAAGAAACCUCAGGUUGGAUCUCUUGAUCUUGAGCCAAGUCUGACCUCAGCUCUCCCGAAACCUACUUCCAUGAAUGCCCUUGCCUCUGAAGCCACUCAUGCUAUUGACUUUCUGGACUCUUUGGUCACAGAGCCACCUGAAGUCACCCUCCCUCACCAGGAGAAGACCAAAGAGAAACCAGCAGAAGUCAGGAAGACUCCUCUCAUUACCGAGCACUUAGAAUCAGUGUCUACUCCAGUUUUAAAGACCAAAAGUGAUGAGGUAGAUCGUGACCAGAAGCUACCAUCUACGGCAGAAAAGUCCACCACUGAAACGGAUAGCCUGACCACUAGUGUGAUGUCCAGCGUUGUGGAUCAGACACCGCUUACUCGUCUGUCCACUCCCACAGAUCAGUCCAUUCCUCAGCCAACCAAGACCAGGCCUGCAGCCCCUGCUGGGACACUGACAGCUGCCCCAGUAACAGAAGCUGUAGAGAGCACAGCGGCUACAGCAGAACCCAAAACUGAAGAGCUUCUUGAGGAAGCUGCUCUAGGAGGCCACGGCAGUAAUGGACAGUCAGGGCAGCCAUCUUCCUCAGACUUCUAUGCUGAAAUGCCCAGUUCCACAGAUGCGCCGAUCCAUGGCUCUAACCAGAAGGAGUCAGUCUUCAUGAGGCUCAACAACCGGAUCAAGGCCCUUGAGGUGAACAUGUCCCUCAGCGGGCGCUACCUGGAGCAGCUCAGCCAGAGGUAUCGAAAGCAGAUGGAGGAGAUGCAGAAAGCCUUCAACAAGACCAUCAUCAAACUCCAGAACACUUCAAGGAUUGCUGAAGAACAGGACCAGAAGCAGACUGAGUCUAUUCAAGUACUGCAGGGGCAGCUGGAGAACAUGACUCAGCUCAUUCUUAACCUGUCUGUGCGAGUGAGCCAGCUACAGAGAGAGGUGUCUGACAGGCACAGCUACCUGCUGUUGUCUCUGGUCCUCUGCUUUUUCUUGGGACUGGCCAUCUGCAUCAAUUUCUGUCGCAUGUCGGCUGAGACUUCGUCCACAGAGCCUGACUCUCCUGUACCCAAAACAUACAGCUACUGCUGCCCUGACAGAGCUUCAUUUGAUUAUGAAGAUGUGAACCUAAAGCGAAGAGCAUCGUAUCCCUUCUCACAGUCAUCACUGCAAAUUUCAGCUGCUGAAGGUCCAAAUGAAGCAUACAAUGUGGAAACUCACAGGAAUACAACAGGGAAUAAAAAGAAAAAGCGAUGUAAAAUGAAGUCUGCUGUAAAACCAGAGACAAUAACUCCAGCUGUACUCUCCUCAAUCCCUAAUGGGAGACUGCAGUGUAACAGCCUCCCUUCUCAGGGCUUGGACUUAAAACGGUCAUCCUGUGGCCCUGACCCCUCUCCCUUCACCUUCAGGGACCCUCCGUCUGAGGGCAGCUCUGAGGCCUCUUCCCAGUCAGACGAUCCAUCGUUCUGUGGCAUCUCUACCUGCGGCCGCCUCUGUGAGGGUCUCCCUCCUCCAAAGAGCCGCUCAGAGAAGAGAGCGCUCAAGCGGCGGCGUUCCAAGCCUUCCUGCACUGUGGUCCAGCAGCUCCUCCAGCCUGCACAGAGCAGCGGCCCACUGGUACGGCCUGGGCCCACCGUGCAGGGUUUCAUUAAGACAACCACAGAACUCAGUGCAGGCAGGGUAGAAGUCACCACCAUCUCUGGACUCACUUGAACAGUUUUGACUGAAACACACUAACGCUGCUGAUAUCUGCAGGUACUGCUGAUUGGUGGCUACUAGCUUUCUGUCAUUAGCAACGUUAGCACUCUGUUCAGCUUAUUACUUUAACUCCCAUUAUAAUACCAUAUGAAUCCUGUGGAUGUAUGAAAACUGCCCGCGAUUGUGGGAACCCUGAACAGGGUUGUGGACUCUGAGACAAUCGUCCACUCUUGUGCCAAGCACAGAGGGAUCAGUCAAAGCUGAAAGCAUGACUCAAACAUGAUCAAAUAUAUCGCUGCACUGCUACUCGGAGAAAAAUUAUUUGCACAGUUUUUAAUCUGGUUAAGACCAGAGUAACAGUUUGGCUUCACUCAGUGAUUUUUAGACUUUUGUCUUUGAAUGUCAGUGAAUGACCUUUUGAAGCAGUCAGGAACAAAAGCAGGUUGUUAAUGGACUGCAGAUUAUUUUUU